GUAAAUCAAGCCUAACGCAAACGAGGCCCUCAAAGGACUAUUCUAGGUAGCAGCUGCUAUUUCCCGGAGCGCAAUAAAAUUGUCUCCAGAGCAAUACUAUCCGUACCUAUCAACCAACACGACACCGAAGAACUAUGCAAAUCCUACAUAUCCCAUGCUUGGAAGAUAACUAUUCCUACAUGAUUAUCGAUGAGGCUACCAAAGAAGCAGCAGUGGUGGAUCCCGUUGAGCCUCACAAGAUUCUUCGGGUUGCCCAAGAAAACGGGGUUGAACUUAAGCUUGUUCUCACCACUCACCAUCACUGGGAUCAUGCUGGUGGCAAUGAGAAGAUGAAACAGUUACUGCCCAGCAUUAAAAUUUUGGGUGGGUCUCUUGAUAAUGUAAAGGCGUGCACUCAGAAAGUUGAAAAUGGUGAUAAAUUAUUCCUUGGGGCUGAUACCAAUAUAUUGUGUCUGUAUACACCAUGGUAUGCGCGUAAAGUGCCUGUUUUGUUGCUUUCAGAUUUUUGCAAUAUAGGUACUGUUCAUACAAAGGGUCAUAUAAGUUACUAUGUCACAGCCAAGGAAGGAGAUGAUCCUGCCGUCUUUACUGGCGACACACUGGUGGGCCAUGAUCAUGUUCAUUUUAUUGCUGGCUGCGGGAAGUUUUUUGAAGGGACUGCAGAGCAAAUGUACCAUUCUCUAUGUACUACCCUUGGUUCUUUGCCAAAGCCAACCCGAGUAUAUUGUGGUCAUGAGUAUACAGUGAAGAAUUUGCAGUUUGCUUUGACUGUGGAACCAGAAAAUGGGAAGAUAUCUGAGAAAUUGUUAUGGGCUGAGCAAAAGAGAAAGAAUGGUCUUCCAACUGUACCAUCAACUAUCGAGAAUGAACUGGAAACAAACCCAUUCAUGCGUGUUGAUCUACCCGAGGUUCAGGAGAAGGUUGGCUGCAAGUCCCCUGUCGAGGCCCUACACGAAAUAAGAAGACGGAAGGAUAAUUGGAGAGGAUGAAGUCUAUAUAUGUUUCUCGAUCAGCCUUUUAUCCUAUGCCAUGUUUGUGUUAAUAAAUCUGAACAGUGGGGUCUGUAGAAGCAUAUAUUGUUUUUCUCCUUUCUCGUUGGAAUGUGUUGAUUACUGAAGUAGCAAACUUGAGCCGUCUAUUGAAUAAAUUUUUGUUUGAAAUAAUUAGUAAUUAAUUUGCUUGAAGUUUGCGUAAGGUCCUCAUUUAUGAUCUGUUGGACCAGUUCUGUAUGGAGAUGCCCAAUGGUUCUUAUAGUGAUUGCAAUUAUGUGUGUUGGACUGGGAAAACAACAUUUCGUAUUUUAUUAACCACCAAGAAUAAAGAACAGGUCUCCGUUUAGGAAAAAAAUAUUUGUACAACUUUUUUUUACAAUAUUCGAUGAUAACAUGAUGUGGCAUGAUGUGGGUGGUUAAGAUGCAAAUAAAUGUAUGGUUGAGAUUUGAGUUAAUG
This is a messenger RNA of Striga asiatica, 1449 nucleotides long. The record is from the annotation of a GenBank genome assembly. Lineage: Eukaryota; Viridiplantae; Streptophyta; Magnoliopsida; Lamiales; Orobanchaceae.